AUGGACACAUUGGAGAAUCUAGAGUGGAUACUACUUGAUCGAUAUCAACAGACUGAUGGUCAUCCACUAUUCCUAUUCAAUAGUCGAGGCAAUGAUGUGUCGGAGCAGACCGAUAGUGUCACAUCCAAGUUCGAGAUCUUGUUCCCCAAGAGAAAGACCAGGUGCAUUGUAGACUCAAACAUCAACAGUAGGCAUCGUCCACAGAUAUUCUAUCAAGAGCAACAUAAUGGAGUCAUGACCACUGUACAAAGCAUGUUAGUUGAUGGUUCAAACUCUUUGUUACUAUUCAAUCGAGCUCAUGUACUAUAUCACUCCUCUUCAGAGAAGUCAAACUCCACAUCAUUGAUCACUCAUGACAAUGACAAGCUUGUUAUCACCUCAUCGUCAUCACAAGCUGAUAUCCCCGAUCAACAAACAACAACAUAUCGAUUGAAUGGUACUAUCCUAAAGAUGACCGUUGUCGAUAGCACUUUAAUAUGUUUACAUAGUGGCGUGCUAUCCUUUGUAUGCUUGACAUCAUUGAUCGAGCAACAAAAGUUAAAGUUGAUUGAUCCUCCAACAACAAUGCGUCUUCCAAACAAUGUAAUCACAUAUUCAAACGCAAGGAACUCAUCAACAGAUGGAUCAUUGGUCAACUUCUCAUUGUUAACACAAUCUGGAAGAUACAUCUCCUUUAUACUAAAGUUGAUGGGUAGUGGCCAGCAACAUUCUUCAAACCAGCCAUCAUUAUCAAAGUGGCCAAAGUACACUACAUUGUUGAUAUCAAUGCGUGAACGACAUCAACGUGUUGUCAAACAGAUUGAAUGUGCUGACAAGAGUCUCAUGGAUAUCAACCGACUUAUCACAAUGUUGUCUCGAAAGCCCUUUGCACAGGCCUCCAAGCGGCCCUUCUCCUGCAGGAUCACACCCCUGGUCUCUCCCCUGAUUAGUGUUCAGAGUGGAGCACCAUCAUCAUUCUUCCGAUUCACCGUCACCAAUCACACCAACCACGAGUUUGACUCAGGUUGGAAGCUGUCCAUUCGAUACGUUCACUCUGACUUCCCCUUGGAGUACACGACCACCCUCUCACAUCCUAUUCACCUUCAUGCCAACUCCUCCACAAGCUUUGAGUUGCCCAUCAACUUUACAUUGAUUAACAAGAUUACGUUCACAGUAUUCCUCACGAUGGUACUACGCAAUGACACAUCAUCAACAACAACAACAGCAUGCUCGACCAACAAUACAUGUUGUUUGUUCAUUGAUGAGAAAACAUUCCACAUGUUGGAUCAUGUAAAGUUCAAACCUGUGGCGCAACAAGUUGAAGGGGCAGCAGUACCAUCAUCUCCCUCCAACCAUCAUCAUCAUUCUUUUGGCAAUACAAUGACUACUUUGGAAACAUUGUUCAAGAUGUUGAUGAUGGGUAGUGGCCCAUCGAUGGCGGACAAUGAUGGCUUGGCUCAAUCAAACACACAACAUCUUAAGUUAUCAUUCCCAAUACGAAGUUAUCAGAUGUUGUCCAAGCCCGACAUUAACCAACUUCUUCACAUCUUCAACUUCGUGUUUGACAGAGAUAUUGCCACAAUCUAUCCACAACAAAAGGAUCAAACUUCCAACUCACUAGAGUUGUUCAUACCAUCAGUUAUGAGCAACAAUAACAAGAACACAACCAAACUCAGUGUCAAUAAUGUAUCUGGCAAGAGUUACUCUGUACACAUCACAACACAAGCCAGUGUUCCAAGAGAGACCAAGCAUCUGAUCUAUCAAUCAAUCUUAUUGCGCAGCAUAUAUGGUGAGAACUUGCCAAUCAACGAAGAUCAGUUGAAUGCAGACAUAAUAUUCUUCAAAGAAAAGAUCAAGGUGAUUGUCGCAAAGAAGGUGUCUUUGAAGAAGUGGAUAAGCGAUUGGUACGCAAGCAAGUUGUUCAGUAGUGAUUGUGCUACUUUGGAGCUAUCCUCCAUUCCAGCACUGAUCGAUCAAAACUUCCAGACUCUCCAGAAGAUACAAGAGUCAUUCGAGUCGCUUGUAAUCAUAUAA
Molecule: messenger RNA, 2013 nt
Organism: Acytostelium subglobosum LB1
Lineage: Eukaryota; Evosea; Eumycetozoa; Acytosteliales; Acytosteliaceae
Exons: 4
Coding region: 1-2013 (670 amino acids)
Source: RefSeq, a predicted model, not a curated record